GCACACACACACACACACACACACACACACACACACACACACACGCGCGCGUGCGCGCCUGUUGUUUGCAUUCAGUCAUCCUUGCAGAAUGACUAUACAAAUGCAGCCACCACCUCUCAACGUGUCUGUGUUGCAACGCACACACACUGACCACAUGCAUGCAAAAAUACAGCUCAGUAAAGCAUUAGGAACACAAAUAAAUACAGACGCAUGCACGCACAUACACUUGCAUCAAUCAAUCUUAAAGACAUAUAACUGGCUCCAAUGAUGGAUCCCAGGCCUCAGUUUAGAUUACUUCGGAAAAGGAUUUGCCUGCUUCUCUGACGCUGACCGAUCUUAUCAGAAUCCGCAGAGCCAACUGGAUCGCCUUCAAAGUACAAGACCCCACCCGAGCUCGGUACAGGCGGCAGGAAGGGAAUGCCGUGAUUAAAAGCAUCACAGUUAAUUGACCUGGGUUAAAUCCUGUUGUCACAGAUAUAUUUUUACACCGUGUGCUUUUGGUAGAUGAGAGAUGAUGAUGAUGAUGAUGAUGAUGAUCAUCCCCGGCCUGUUCCCCACAGCCCAGAGGAAGCACGGUGGGGGUGUUUUGGCUGUGACGCAUAAGAGUUAGGGAGGGCUUUGGCUGCAACACACAGUAGUUAGGGAGCUCUUUUUAAUGUAACACCCUGCAGUUUAAACUUGGUUCCAAGUGUGGAAUCAGGAUUCUAGACAGAUGAUUAUAUAGAUUUGAACCUGCAUCUGUGUGUCCGUGUUUGUGUGUAUUUGUUUGUUCUUAGUCUGUCUGUGUGUGUGUUUCUUUGACCCUUUUAGCAUCUGUCUAGGCACACAAGUGUCUGUGUUGAGUCUGAGUACAUAUUCUGUGUUUGUGUUUCUCUGCUUGCUUGUCAAUCAGCUUUCCUGUCUGUCUAUCUGUGUCUACCUGCCUACACCUGCAUGUGUGUUUAUCUGCGUCUGUGUGUUCCUUCAGUGCAUUCAAGCUAAGACAUCAGACACAUUGUAAAGGUGCAACAGUACAAUAUUCUACAAUUGUUUAUGUUUAAAGAAAUGUCUUAAAAAGAGCCAAAGGUCUACCAUCAAAACAAUCAAAUCUAAAUCUAAUCUGUAGCUGUAACUCAAUGGAAUUUCUAAUCAAAGGUUUCUUUCAUUUUCCUUUCUGCAAAAGUGAAACGUUUCCCUGGGUUAACUAUCUGUAUACUAACAUGAGUUAUUAUUCACCUCUAGCCCUUGCUAUUAGAAUUUAAACCGUUCCUGAUUUAAAAAAGAGAAAGAAAAGUUAUUUGUUAUUAUCUUCCGUUUGACAUAAUAAAGUGCAACAAUGUACAUUCCAUUCCUCCCGUAUGUCGCUACUUGACUUCGUUCUGGCAUGUUGGUGACGUUUGGAAAUAUUUUGCAUGAAAGGCCAAUCAACUAUUAAAAUAUACAAUGAUAUUUUAAUCUUUUCUAAUAAUGUCUGAUCCCUCUGCAGGCCUGUUUUUAAUCUUUUUUGAUAAUUUGCAUUAUUUUAGUUUUUUCUUCUGGAGUAGAAUUUUAAUUUUCAGUGUGGCUCUUUAUAUAUCGUAACUCCAAAAACUCAAUUGCUGCCUGAAAACCUUUGUACGAAAAAAAAAACUGGAUAAAUAUUUCUCAGAAGAUGCUUAAAAAAAUGUUUGUACACUUCCGAAGAAGUUGUUUGGAGAAUGUCGGUUCAGCCGAAAUCAUAUUUUGUCAGUAUGCUGAAAGUGCAUAUUACACUAAAAUCUAGAAGAAGUCAAAAAAAGUUUCCAACUUAAUAUAUAAAAAGCUGUGAGUGUAUUAAACCAUUAGCUGAUCGUUACAGCAUCAGAGACCAAUCAAUCUAUCAAAACAGAACAAAUACGCUACAUGAACUAUAGUAUAUAGCAGGUUUAUACACAACGCACAUAUAUGCACUCACACCGCACACAACCACCCACAUGGUCUGAUUCGGGGGUUUUCUCAGUCUUUGGGAAACAUGGGUCGCCCUGUACGAUGCUGGGGUUCCCAUAGCAACAACAGCUGCUGCAGCAGACAGAGCAGGAAGUGUGUGUGUGUGUGUGUGUGUGUGUGUGUGUGUGUGUGUGUGUGUGUGUGUGUGUCUGAGGGAGAGGAGCAGGUCAGUGCUGAGAUGGGAGAGCAUGCAGACACUACAGGAGGAGCGCAGGAUAUGAGGAUUUUACAACGGCACACCUGUAGAGCAUAGACGGGGCUGUAGAUGCAUGUGUGCGUGAAUACGUGUGCACGCGUGUGUAAUGGAGGGUCACCUGUUUCAUGUCUACAGCCAUGUGUGCACUCUCAACAAUCUGUAUGCGGAGAAUAUGACGGUGAUCCUGGUGCAGGUGAACCCGGGGGAGACGUUCACCAUCCGGGCAGAGGAUGGCUCACUGCAAUGCAUCCAGGGUCCUGCUGAGGUUCCCAUGAUGUCCCCAAAUGGGUCAAUCCCCCCCAUCCACGUACCCCCAGGAUACAUCUCACAGGUGCUAGAGGAUAAUACGGGGGUCCGCCGGGUGGUGGUGACACCCCAGUCUCCAGAGUGCUACCCUCCCUCCUACUCUCCGGCCCUCUCCCCCACACACCACCUGCCCCCUUACCUGACUCACCCUCACUUCAUCCCCAACUCUCACUCAUUCUACCCCCCUGUCAGCCCCGGGGAGCUGCCCCCCCACCAGUACUACCAGCACCACCUUCCCCCCAUGUACGGCGAUCCAGAAAUCAUCCCAGUUUAUGGGAUGUCUAACUACAUCGGCAGAGAGGAGACGUACAGUAAGCCACAGCCCAAAAAGAUAAAGGAACAGAGGCAACUAGAGCGACAGAACCGACUUAACUCCCCCCCCUCCACUCUCUAUAAGGGCAGCCUGGGGCCAGCACACAACGGAUACAGCAACAAAUCACACGCCCCAUCGCUUGGGUCAGUGGGGUCGGGGGGCGGACUCUGCAGUCCGGGAGGGAAGAAGCCAGAGAGACGACUCCGCAGCAGUCCCCGAAACAGUGAACCAGAGACACACACACAAGAUCAUGAUUCAGAUGGGAAGCGUGUUCAAGACAUGCUGUGUGCAAUCGACAAACCACAGGUGUCCAAUGUGCAGGCGCGGGCCGCACGGCUGUCCUGGGCCCCCCCUGCAGGGCUGGUGAACAGGAUUAGUAACGGGAUGCCUGUGUCCUGCGCCUACGAGGUCUCUCUCUCAGAUAAGGGACGAGAUGGAAAGUAUCGCCUCAUAUACAGUGGCGAAGAAUCGGAGUACCAUCUGAAAGACUUAAGGCCAGCGUCAGACUACCACGUACGGGUGUCGGCAAUGUACAACUCUGUUCGAGGCUCGUGUUCAGAGGCCGGCUCGUUCACCACACACUGCAGCGCCCCCGACGUCCCGUUAACCCCGAAACUCUCCCACCGCACCAAGAGCACCCUCACCCUACAGUGGAAGCCGCCAGGCGACAACGGUUCCAAAAUCACAAACUACCUGCUCGAAUGGGAUGAGGGAAAGAAGAACAGUGUUUUCAGAGAAUGUUACUUUGGGAGCCAGAAACACUGUAAGCUGACAAGACUGUUCCCCGCCUGUGGCUACACGUUCAGAGUGGCUGCGCACAACGACAUUGGCACAAGUGGCUUCAGCACAGAGGUGGUGUUUUACACCAUGGGCACCCUGCCUGCUCUGCCGCUGGCACCGCGGCUGGUCAGGGCGGGGGUUUCCUGGGUGGCCUUGGAGUGGGGGCGUCCUGAGGCCAGUCCGAGCGAGGAGCAGCUCAAAUACACACUCGAGAUCCAGGAGGACAACAGCGGAAUAGACUUUCAUCCAAAGUACACUGGAGAAAACCUGACCUGUACUGUACAAGGCCUGAAGAGGAGUACACAGUAUAAAUUCAGGCUCAUCGCAUCAAACAUGGAGGGAAAGAGCAGUCCCAGUGAAGUGUUGGUCUGCACCACCAAUCCAGACAAACCAGGCCCUCCAUCCACACCCUGUGUCACUGCGGCGACACCCUACGGAUUUACUGUCACCUGGGAUCCUCCCCAGGACAACGGGGGCUCAGCAGCUCUUACGUACCUGCUAGAGAUCUCAGAGGGAGGCUCUGAAGCGAGCCAGUGGGAGGUAGCGUACAGUGGUCCAGCAACAGAAUGUGCGUGUGAGCGCCUGAUACCUGCGACCUUCUACCGCCUACGUGUGUGUAGCAUCACCACCGGAGGACACAGCCCGUGCACCGUUAGUGUUCCGGUCCGUACAUUAAGUGUCCCACCAGGGCCCUGCCAGCCGCCGAGGAUUGUGGGUAAAGCCAAACACAAGGAAGUGCAGUUAGAAUGGGAAGCCCUUGUUGCUGAAGGAGUAUGCGAGGAGUGUGUGUUCAGUCUGGAGAUGAGUGAGGUGGACACCAAGCCAGCAGAGGUUUACCAUGGGUCGGAGCUGCAGUGCACUGUUGGUAGUCUGCUGCCUGGUGCCACAUACAGCUUCCAACUGCGGGCUGCCAAUGAGGCUGGGUUCGGAGCGUACUCUGAGCCGACAGAGGUGACGACUGCAGCGGGCCCUCCUGGCCAGUGCGGGGCGCCACUCAUCACUCUCACCAGUAACACCUGCGUAACGCUCAACUGGGAGAGUCCCGAGGGUUCGGGCACAGACAUCUCCGAGUAUCGUUUGGAGUGGGCGAGGGAAGACGACCCCAUGGAGCUCAUCUACUGUGGAGCCGCCACACAGUGUGAACUGUCUGACCUGACGCCUGCCACAGAUUUCUGCUGCAGGCUACAGGCGGUGAAUCAGGCAGGUGCCGGUCCUUACAGCGAGCAGGUGAGUUUCCAGACCCCGGCAACGAAUCCCGACCCGGUCUCCUCCAUCACCCUCCUGGACCUCCCGACCUCCUCGGAGUCAGGUCACUCCCCAUCUACCUGCUUCCUCCUGAAGUGGGACGAGCCAAACAGCAACGGGGCAGAAAUCACCUCCUACGUCAUCACCCUGGACGACCAAACCAUCACUGUGGAAUCAGGGACAAGUCACCUUGUCGCAGGCCUGCAGCCAGACAGCGAAUACAGUGUACAUAUCCAGGCGGUGAAUGCCAUCGGCUCCGGUCCCUUGAGUCCACCCCUGCUGGAAAGGACUCGCCCCCUCCCUCCAGCCCCGCCCCCUCUUGAAUGCUCGGCGGCCGGCCCUCAGAGCCUGAAGCUGAAGUGGGGGGAAAACGCCAGCAACACGCACACCCGUGCCCUGCUCGCCGACGACAUGGUCUACACACUACAGAUGGAGGACAAGAACCACAGGUUUGUGACGAUCUACCGCGGCCCCAGCCACACCUACAAGGUCCAGCGAUUGACUGAGUCGAGCAGCUACAUCUUCAGAAUACAGGCCAUCAGCGAUGCAGGGGAGGGUCCUUUCUCUGACACACUCACCUUCUGCACCACCAAGUCUGUACCACCUGCCCUCAAAGCUCCCAGAGUGCACCAGCUAGAGGGGAACAUGUGUGAGAUCACAUGGGAGACCAUCGCACCAAUGAGAGGAGAUCCUGUCAGCUACGUGCUGCAGGUGCUGGUGGGACGCGAGUCAGAAUACAAACAGGUUUUUAAGGGAGAGGAGGGCAUGUUCCAAAUUUCUGGUCUCCAGGGCAACACAGACUAUCGUUUCCGCGUGGGCGCCUGCCGCCGUUGCCAGGAUACGUGCCAGGAACUCUGCGGACCGCUGAGCCCCUCGUCCUUGUUCACGCUGCGUCGCCAGGAGACGGCGUCAUCGGGGGAGCCGUGCGCCGUCGAAGCGGGCAAAGGCGCGGGCCUGAUCUCGAGCGAUGAGCGCUUCGCGGCGCUUAUUGUGUGCGUGUUCGCGGGGUUCUCCAUUCUCAUCGCCUGCUUGCUACAGUACUUCUUCAUGAAGUGAGGGAAUUUUAACUAUAGGAUAGAAAGAGAAAACAAAAUCACAGAGAAACUUUUAAAAAUACGUCUACGAAAGAACCGAAUGAAAUCAAAAAGAAACACUUGAUGUACUUCUUACAGCUAUGUAUGGUUGGUUUUUUUUUUAAGUCAGAUUAUCGAUUCUGGCUUUCCUCACCUUGCUCCUGUUGUCUUCUGCCAUCACUCAGUUUGGUGUCAUUUCUCUCUACGUCUCUGUUGUCUUCGUGUCAUUGUCCGUCUCAUCUGUUAAGGAUUUCUGUCGAGGUCUUAGUUGUACCUCGGUUGGGAAAGAAAACUGAUAAUCAAGCCUUAAAAUAGCUUUGAGCAAAGCAGUUGCUCCUCAGACUGACUUGCAUGUUUUUAUCGUGUAUCUUUUUAAAACAUAUUUGAUUAGAGAACGUGUAUAUUUCUUGACAGUCAUUGCCUUACAUUUGUUUUUGUUUUUCAAUGUGUAAGUUUCUUCUUUUUUCUUUUUUUUUUUGCUGCAGUCUUUAUUCAUUUCAGCCAUAUUCCAAUGUAGGCCGACAAAGCUUUAGCCGUUCAUACCUUAUUCAGUUUUCUACUACUACAGACUGUCAGUCAAUUCAUAUCGGCUAAGCUUUUAACAUUCAAUCACUCACUCAUUCAGCUACCAAAGUGAUGCAAUCCAUGUGUGGUGUAAGAUGCUGCUAUCCUGUGAUUUUAUUAUAUCUAAGAAAGAAUGGAAAACCAGUAAUCUAAUAUAUAUAUAUACACAAUAUAAAUAUAUAUAUAUACAUA
Messenger RNA from Anarrhichthys ocellatus (wolf-eel), 6613 nucleotides. It is a transcript of the gene fndc3ba, whose product is annotated as fibronectin type III domain containing 3Ba. Gene Ontology annotation, molecular function: protein binding. NCBI's taxonomy places the organism in Eukaryota, Metazoa, Chordata, Actinopteri, Perciformes, Anarhichadidae. The record is from RefSeq and is a predicted model, not a curated record. Bases 2247 to 5840 code for a protein of 1197 amino acids. The transcript is spliced from 26 exons.